UUCAUUCUGCUAGAGGAUGGAUGGGAAAUAUAAGCCUGGUGAUGCGGUGCCUCCACCAUCAGGCCAUUCUGAAGCUCUAAAUCCCUCGGACAGACCCCCUCGAAUCAGACCACGCUCUGUGGUUGAACGGAGGAUUCUCUACUCGGAAGGCAUCAGUACGUCUAAGUUCCAGUCCUGUCCAGCAGAGAUCCACCGGGGAGCCCAAGGUCAUUCCAAGUGCAGUGAUCUCAACACAACAAAAGCUUCAACUUCCAAGACUCCAGAUGACCACUGGCAGCUUUUUGAAUUCAAAUACCAUGGACUUAACUCACAGCAUUUACAAAAUCCUUACUUCUGCCAGGGUGGAACUAAACCCAAGGUUCAAAAACCCUACCAAACCGUUCCUGGACAGAUCCCCCGCAAGCUAACGAUAGAGAGACGUCGAAGGGAAUAUUUAAAGUUGGACAUUGAACAGCUUCUGGCAGAAAAAGGUAUUGACGCGAAUGUUCUAAUUCCAAGACAUCCAAGCAAUAGUUGUGAGCAUGUGACUACAACCGACAAUCCUGUAUCACCCUACCUCCCCCUGGAGAUAUUUGACAAUGAGGAGUACGACUGCCGGACCGCAGAAGACUGGCUUGCCCUCGGCAAAGCUGAGGGAUCGGUUAAUCCAAAACCCGUCCCUGCAAAAGCCCUGCUGCCUACAGAUGACGAUAUUCCCUCUGUGGACCCAAAAAGGUCCUCCUUGGGGUAUAGCUGGCAUUUGGUUGGGGUUCUUGACUUUAGUAAGGAGAUAUGCCAGUACCUGGUACAGAAAGUUCACCAGAACAGCAAACUGACAGAUGAAGAAGGAAACCUCGCUCUAAACAAAAGACAAAGAAAGAGCAAGUCUGCUGGAGGAAAUGCUAUGGUAGCAGGGGCUAAGUUCUGGGUACCCAGGAUCAGAUUGAUUUUCAGUGCUGAGGACCCACGAGUCUUUGUGGAACGGAUUGAGUUUGCACUGCACUUGCGGGAAAACGCAAAGGUCUUGAGUUUCUACCAUUCAUGUGUAGACUGCAUGCCCUUCUGCAGGGGAACACCAAGUAUUGAUUCACACACUCUCCAGCUUAUCAAAAGACAGGCCCUUUCAAUGCCUGUGCUCAGGCUGGAAAGUCUGGACAAGUGUGUAGAGGAUGUGGAGAAGUCGGUCAUACGUGACUAUGAGCGUACAAUGAACCGCAUGGUCUUGGACAAAGUGGUGAUUAGCCAGCCAGAGAAGUUUUCACACAUCACCGUGCCACUGAAGGACCCUGAGUACGUACCAACUCAAGGGCUGGUUCAAGUUCCUAGCUUUCCCUAUGAGAAGAACAAAGCUCUUCUUGUUCUGAAUUCCCUGCUAAUGCAGCCAGUGGUCUUCUCUGUAUUAUCUGCCGUACAGUCUGAGUGCAGCAAAUUAGAACCUAUGAGCCUGUUCGAUGUCGCCUCAGUCAAACCUUUACGGCUGGAAGAGUUUGAGCUUACCCAAUCUCAAUUGCAUACUCAGAUGAGCUUGUUUCUUAACAGGGCAUGGAUUUCCACAAUAGCCAACAGCAUCCGUUCCAGAAUGGUUGUUAUUGGCGAGGGCUGGUACAAUGUGAAUGAGUGUUGCUGGGUCGCGUGGACGUUUUCCAAGACUCGCAGACUGAUGUCUGUGGUGCACUCAAAGCUUCAGAACUCCCUGCACGUUCUCCUCCUGAAUUCGCUGGUCAGCUUGACCGAGCUGCUGUCAAAUGCUUGCCACAGUGUGCUGACAUGUCCUCAGGACCUGGCCUGGGGGAACGACCUCAUCACCAGCCCCUACAAGCCAAAAACGAACCCUGUUUUCAUGGUGGACUUGGUUCUGAAUGAGGCUGGGGUGCACUACAGCACUUCACCGGAGGAUUUUGAGACAUCAAUAAUCAACCUGUUUGAUAAGGCCAUCCUGGCCACACACAACGUACCACAGCCCGAUAAGUGGGUGAUGCGGGAGUUGUUAAUGGAUCCCAAUCAGAUGCUCAGCUCAAUUAAUCUUUGCGAACCAGAAGUGGUUGAACUGCGAGAGAAGGUCCGCAACUCUCUGGUUCAAGCAGCCAUACCUCUCAGGGCUUAUGCUGCUGAAUAUGAGAAAUACUUAGAGCUACACAACUUGGGCAUAGAGGCCCUGCUCAAACAUCAUACCAGCGCAGAACUGACAAUUCCAGAUUUGAAGAAAGUGGUGGAACAAAACCUCAAAGACAAGGAAACGCUUGAGUGCUCUCUUCCCUCCUCCAUCGUCAUUGGUCCGUUUGUUGUCAGCGUAGAGGCUGUACGUCGGGCUCUCUCUGACAAACAAGGGGAGUUGGCCAAUGCAUUGCGGGACCACCUUACUCUGAAGCUACGCAAACGGAUUGAUGAGGCAUGUGAGGAGUGCAACAAAAUAAAUAGAAAGCUAUUUGAAAGGGUCCACAACAUUGAGGAACUGACUGAAAAGAGGGAGUGGAUAGAGCUAAUCCCAGAACAGCUCAAGAGUUACCAGGAAGUUCUUGGCAAAAUCCUGUUGGACUAUAAACUAACAGAAGACAUUUGCCCGUGUCUUUCGAAUGAGGAUUUUAAUGAAAAGUGGACAGCUAUUGAAUGGCCUCAUCGGAUACUCAGCGAGAUGGGAUCAGCAGCCGUACAGGAUGCUAUAGACGAGGAUCACUUCAAUAUGAUUCAGCCAGUGGACGAGGACACAUUGUGGAGGGACAUCAAGACUCUCUAAAGGUCAGCUGGUCUAUAUUAUUACUAUAUUAUAUUACAUAUAUUACCUUUAAUCACUGCGCGUUAUGCUCCAUUA
Pungitius pungitius (ninespine stickleback) is the source of this 2788-nucleotide messenger RNA. RefSeq names its product dynein axonemal heavy chain 1-like. The record is from RefSeq and is a predicted model, not a curated record. Gene Ontology annotation, biological process: microtubule-based movement. Bases 17 to 2713 code for a protein of 898 amino acids. The transcript has 16 exons. Lineage: Eukaryota; Metazoa; Chordata; Actinopteri; Perciformes; Gasterosteidae. Gene Ontology annotation, cellular component: dynein complex. Gene Ontology annotation, molecular function: minus-end-directed microtubule motor activity; dynein light intermediate chain binding; dynein intermediate chain binding.